Molecule: messenger RNA, 2134 nt
Organism: Nicotiana tabacum (common tobacco)
Lineage: Eukaryota; Viridiplantae; Streptophyta; Magnoliopsida; Solanales; Solanaceae
Source: RefSeq, a predicted model, not a curated record
GCCAACCAGCGCAUUUUAGCUCUACCUUAUUCUCCUACACACCAAACUUCCCCAACCAAUUGCUAAAAUACGCCGAGUCACCCCAUACCCCACCAUCCCUUCUGGUUCCUCUUGUUUCAGAAACUGAAAUUAGCAAGCCACGGGCUGAGAUUUUCUAAAAUAUAUACACACAUGUUUUUUUUUAUGUAUAUAUUCUUAUGUACAGCACAAAAGCAUAGAAUUAGACAGAAAAGUGGAAAGAAAAAGGUCUGCUUGUUUGUUUUAUGCAACUUUUUUUUUGGUGCCUGUUGCAUAUAAGGCAAAUACAUAAAUUUUAAUACUACUUACUAUUUUAGUAUUUUAUAUAUAUACUGGGAGCUGGUCAAGAUUCAGUUACCAUAUAGUUGGGCGAAGGGUCCUGUCAUAAGUCGAUAAGCUUUCUUCGUGUUGAGAGAAUCAAGAAAAUCUUGGUGACCCAAUUCACGAAUCCUCAAGAAUUGUAAUGGCUACAGUUAGCUAUUCUCAGAACAUCAUGGAUGAUGAAUAUGAAAAAUUUAUCAGAAGAAUGAAUCCACCAAGAGUGGUAAUUGACAAUGAGUCCUGCAAAAAUGCCACUAUUAUACAGGUAGAUAGUGCUAACAAACAUGGAAUACUUCUAGAGGUUGUACUAGUUUUAACUGAUCUUAACCUUGUCAUUACCAAGGCUUAUAUUUCCUCUGACGGUGGAUGGUUCAUGGAUGUUUUCAAUGUGACUAAUCAAGAAGGGAACAAGAUUACAGAUGAGGCAAUGUUGGAUUAUAUCAUGAAGUCUCUUGGUCCAGACUCUUGUUUUGCGUCAUCUAUGAGAAGAUCGGUUGGGGUUACCGCAGGAAUGGACCACACCUCAAUUGAGUUAAUUGGAAGUGAUAGACCUGGGCUAUUGUCUGAGGUGAGCGCUGUCCUUACCAACCUCAAAUGCAAUGUGGUAAAUGCUGAGGUGUGGACCCAUAACACCCGAGCAGCAGCGAUAAUGCAAGUUACUGAUGAGGAACAUGGAGGUGCAAUUACUGACCCGGAAAGGUUGUCUACGAUGAAGCAACUCUUGUGCAAUGUACUUAGAGGUAGCAAUAAAUUAAGGGAUGCAAAGACAAUAGUAUCCGAUGGGGUCUCUCAUACUGAGAGACGGCUUCACCAGCUGAUGUUUGCAGACCGGGACUAUGAACGUACUACUGGUGAAGGAUUGGAUGAUAAAGACAGGCCUAAUGUGAAUGUUGUUAAUUGGCAAGACAAGGACUACUCGGUUGUUACAAUCAAGUGCAAAGAUAGACCGAAGCUUCUCUUUGAUACUAUUUGUACAUUGACAGAUAUGCAGUAUGUGGUUUUCCAUGGCAAUGUUGAUGCUGAAGGACCACAAGCUCACCAGGAGUACUGCAUAAGACAUGUAGACGGAUCCCCGGUGAAAUCUGACGCAGAGCGGCAAAGAGUGAUACAAUGUCUUGAAGCAGCAAUAGAAAGAAGAGUAUCUGAGGGAUUGAAGCUAGAGCUAUGUACGACGGACAGAGUAGGACUACUAUCUGAUGUUACUAGGAUCUUCCGCGAGAAUAGCCUCACUGUCACCAGAGCGGAAGUGACAACGAGAGCAGGCAAAGCUCUAAAUAUAUUCUAUGUUCGCGAUUCCUCAGGGUAUCCUGUUGAUGCUAAGAUAAUAGAAUCUGUUCGUCAAACAAUUGGACAGACAAUACUUAGAGUGAAAGGCAACAUCGAAGAGUUAAAUCCAGUUCCACAAGAAUCUCCAACCAGGUUCCUUUUUGGUGGUCUAUUCAAGUCCAGAUCUUUUUGUAAUUUUGGUUUGGUUAGGUCCUAUUCUUGAAAACUUAGAUCAUAGUCCUCGUCCAGUGUACAUUCGAUUCCCUCUAUAUUAACCUACAUUCCCUCUUUCUAGGUUUAAGAUCUAGUUUAGCAAAGUUGAUUACAGUAACUUUGAGGUUUUAGAGGCAAAAAAGAUGACAGUUGUCUGUAAAUAUGUUUUCUUGAUUGUUCAUUAGUUAUGGAUUCAACACGACGUUGUCCAGUGAAGCAAACAACUGUGUCGAAAUUGGUACUUACAUGUUUAGUAGGUUUACUCUUUUGCUUUUAAUAUAUGUCUAACUGUACAGCCAAAUGUGGCCCUUUAUUA